Messenger RNA from Pygocentrus nattereri (red-bellied piranha), 3114 nucleotides. Its product is annotated as transmembrane protease serine 9-like. The transcript has 10 exons. The record is from RefSeq and is a predicted model, not a curated record. The coding region runs from base 26 to 1807 and encodes 593 amino acids. Lineage: Eukaryota; Metazoa; Chordata; Actinopteri; Characiformes; Serrasalmidae. Gene Ontology annotation, molecular function: serine-type endopeptidase activity. Gene Ontology annotation, biological process: proteolysis.
GACAGUUUCAUUCUGAGUGGUGACGAUGUUGAGGACACUGAGUUUGGCGCUUUUAAUCGGCUUCCUAGCCAAAGGGUGCCACUCACAGUUGAAUGUGUGUGGUGUGGCUCCUCUAAAUACCAGGAUAGUGGGAGGACAGGAUGCUUCUCCAGGGUCUUGGCCUUGGCAAGUUAGUCUGCAGGAUAGUGACGGCCAUUUCUGCGGUGGAUCCCUCAUCAACUCUAACUGGGUUCUAACGGCAGCCCACUGCUUUCCAAGUUCUGAUGCUUCACAUGUGACCGUGUAUCUGGGUAUGCAGGCACUGUCCUCAAGUAACCCAAAUUCAGUGUCCAGAUCUGUUUCUCAAGUCAUCGUACAUUCCAACUACAGUUCAUUCACGAAAGACAACGACAUCGCUCUGCUGCAGCUGAACUCUAGCGUGACCUUCACUAAUUAUAUUAAGCCUGUUUGCCUGGCUGCAGCCAGAAGCACGUUCUUCAAUGGCACUCUGACCUGGGUCACUGGCUGGGGAAACAUCGCCGUAGGAGAAAGUCUCCCUUCUCCCGGGACCCUGCAGGAAGUACAAGUCCCAAUUGUUGGAAACAGGAAAUGUGACUGUUUAUACGGAGUUGGAAAUAUCACUGACAACAUGGUCUGUGCUGGUUUGUUGGCAGGGGGCAAAGACUCCUGUCAGGGAGACUCUGGAGGUCCACUGGUCAGCAAACAGAAUGGUGUUUGGGUCCAGGCAGGCAUUGUGAGCUUUGGUAUUGGCUGUGCUCUGCCAAAUUACCCUGGAGUGUAUACUAGAGUGUCUCAGUACCAAGACUGGGUCAACCAGCAGAUCACCAGCAACCAGCCAGGCUUUGUCACAUUCACUUCCACUGGCACUGAUGGAGACCUGAGUGUGUCCUGUGCCGGCCUGCCUACUGUUGCUACAACCACCACGGUCUCUACAACUACUGCUUCACCUGUGGUGUGUGGCAGCGCCAAGCUGAAUACCAUUACAGGAGGCGGCAACUCCUUGGCAUUUGCUGGUGUGUGGCCAUGGAUGGUCAGCCUGCAACGUAAUGGUACUCAUGUCUGUGGAGGAACACUGGUAGCUGAGCAGUUUGUCUUGAGCUCUGCUGAUUGCUUCUCAAGCUCCAUCAAUGCUUCUGACUGGACUGUAAUUCUGGGUCGGCUCAAACAGAACGGCUCCAACACCAACGAGGUUUCUGUCAAUGUGACUAAAAUCUCACUGAGCACUGGUACAGCAAACAAUGUAGCAGUACUGCAGUUGUCUCGCAAGCCAACACUCACAAACUACAUUCAGCCCAUAUGUGUGGACCUGGGGGACAACAGCUUCCCUGUCAACACUCAGUGCUGGGCAGCUGGCUGGGGUUCAGGAGGAGGAGUUGAGCAGACUCUUCAGCAGUUUAACACCACUAUACUGAACUGUGGCAAUGCAUCCUCAUCUAACAGCAGCAUCUGCACAGGAAUCAUGCCCUUAGAACAGACUAAUAAAGGAGGUCCUCUGAUGUGUAAGAUUGGACAAUCAUGGGUCCAGGCUGCCGUUUUGACCCUGUCCAACUACAGUGGAACUAACACUAGCUCCAGUAACAGCACCAAGACAGUUCGUGCCUCAAAUGUCCAGCUCUUCACUAAAACCUCAAGCUUCUCAGGCUUUCUGAAUAGUGUAGUGGGUACCUUCCCUCCCAAAGCCAGCACCACAUCUACGACGACCACCACCAAGCCUGUCGUGGUUAGUGCAGCUGAGUCAUGUUCAUUGCUCUCCAUCACGUCCCUCCUUCUGCUUUCACUUCCUGCUCUCUUUCAAAUGUUCAGUUAAGAAUGAACGUUAGUUAAUAGAAGCACUCAGGAAAAUGAAGAAUCGACUCAGCAUUGAAAGACUAAAUAUAACAUCUCUAAUAUCUCUCAAAUUUAAAGACAAACUUUUAAAGGUUAACAAUCUGUGCUAUCUGGGUUGAGGGAUUUUGAAGCUAGAACAUUUUCUAUAAAAAAAUGAAGUAAAACAUUUUGUAUUUAUCUCUAUCUAACUUGGCACUUGAAGUAACUGUAUAAGCCUGACACACUAAUUAGUGUCGAUGUUUAAAGGUGGUUUAUGCAACACACCUGUUAUGUGCAAGACACAAUAGUUUGAAACGAACAUAGAAUACCUGGCUUUGCUGGUAAUUUUUGAAGUUCAAGAAAGCCAAAGUCUGACUUUAGCACCUUUCUCAGUAAAGACCCUGAAGCUGAGGCCUAUAUCCUGUUAUCUUAGUCCAUUCUUAAAGCAUGCCAGUAUAUCUUAAAUGUCUUACUUUUCUGUUCUUGUUUACUUUGACUUGUGCCAUUUUCUAUGCUUCAUUUUGCACAAACUAACGAAGUGCACUAAAAGAUUUUGAAGUGUUCUCAAAUAAAAAGCUUUUACUGUGUUUUUAGCACUACAACAUAAAUUGUAAUGCAGUGCACAAGUGCAUAAUCCGGAGAAAGCCUACUUCCUACUCUGUGCUGUAGACAAAGCUAGUUUAUUUUUAAUGGUGAAAACUAAGACGACUAACUGCACUGUAGUCUUUGUAUUUAUAUUUUACAAAAUGUGUACUUUCUAUGAAUAUUUUUCAUCUAAAAUGAAAACUAUUCUUUUUACUCCACUAUUCUUGAAACAGUUAUAUUUCUCAGGGCACAUGUUUCUGAGGAACAUCUCAAACCAAAUGGUGUCAUCUACUAAAGUACAGAUAAGCUCAUGUUCUAGGUAUUUUUGUUUAUAAGAGCGCUGCCUGGGUUGUUUUUUGUGCUGAUGUGAAAAAGCAAGUUAAGUCACAUGCAUACUGUACCCAUUAACACUGUUACCACUGUAUUCUGCCUUGGAUCUGAUUUUACUGGAUAACUAGUUAGCUACCUAAAUGGACCAGUUUCAUUUGUCAACAUUUAGUUUAAGGUGAGGAAGAGGAGGCUUGCCUUACCUUUGGAUGGCAGAAAAUCAACAGAAAUGAGAUUUGAUAAUUCUAAAUUUUUCUACAUUAAAUUACUACUGGCUUGAAUUUCAGGGCAUAACAGUGGAAUUUGGGCUCUGUAGCCUAAAAUUACAUCUUUCUGUGACCUGUGAAAGGCAGAAACAUAGCCUGAAAAGAAUAAAGCAGAUGAUGGCAAUACAAA